UCUGGUUUGAUUUUUCGGUAUUUCGGAUUCGGAUUAAUUUCGUACGUGCUGAAUUGUCAUUGUCGCCUUCGUCGUCGCUGUAUGCUGUCGCAUUUUUCGAUUUCCGUCGUCAUCGUUUGCGUUUCUAGUUCGUCUCCGUUUUGAUUGAAGAAAAGAGAAUUUGUUGUUUUUAUUUUAUUAUAAAUUGUAAAUGUUAUUUUUCUUCAUUUAGAUUUACUUUAUUUUGCCUUCGGAGCUCGGACGAGCAGUGAAAAAUCGAAUUGAUGUUAAAUUUCUAAUAGAAAAUCACCUCAAGGGCUCAAAAAAGGGAAAAAAUUAACAAAGAUUUUGUGAAAAUUAAGCAAAACCUGCCAAAACAGCUCACAAAAAAAUACAAAAUGAGGGGAAUUAAUUUUCACUGAAUUAAAACUUCGUUGUCGUCGACGUCGCCGUCGUCUCAUCGUUUCGUUGCUCGUGUCGUGUUUCAACGCCGUUUCUGAUUCGGAUUCCGAUUCGAGUGGAGUAAAUUUUGUGUUGUGCAAGUUUUCAUUUCUUUUAAUUUUGUUUUUCAAUUGAAUUUGUGAUGCAAGUGAAUCAAAAACAACAAUUUCCAGUUAGAAGCUUGGAAGAAGAUAAUAUAAAAAUUAUUUAACACAAAUUUUGUUUAAAAAUCAUUCCAAUUGAAUUCCGAAUCUUGGAAUUACAAAAUAAAAUAAAACGAGUGGAGACAAUAAAUAAAAAUAAAAAAAAAAACAAAAAAUUAAACUAAACAUAAGGCGAAGGAGCCAAGGUCUGCCUCUGCGCUGCUGCAGUUGACGUGACGUCGUCCUCGUCGUCAUCAUCAUCAUCAGAUUAUCGUCGACUUCGACUCCACUACUCGACGCCCCAAAAUGGAUACGUUUCGAAAGUGGUUGAAUAAACCCAAGGCAGAUGAUAAAUCACUUUUAGCACGAUUUUACCAUGCGGAUAGAUCUCUCACAGCUAUAUCCAGCGAAUUGGAUAGUUUUGAUGGGCGAGCAGAACCAGAUCGAUGUUCCCGUCUUGUCAGCCGCUUACGCCAGGGACAGGACAAAGUUCUAUCGAUAACAAAUCAAAUAAUGGAAGAAGUCCUUGGAGACGAUCGGGCUUUAAGAGAAUUUCGUGUCAAAUUUCCCGAAGAAGUCCUACAAGAGAAUCUUGCCGGUCAGUUAUGGUUUGGCGCCGAAUGCCUAGCAGCUGGUUCAUCAAUUAUGAACCGAGAACAAGAGAGUAAAGACAUGCGACCCCUCGCCCAGGCUGUCACCAAAAGUCUGGGAAACGUAAGGAAUUUGCUUCGAGAUCAGUGCCUUCGAAAUAAUGUCCCCAAUAGCCAAACUUUGCAUUUAGACUUCAACGACUCUAACACAGAGCAGCUUUAUGAGAGCCUUAAGAUCUUCGAUCGGCUCUUUGCCGAAUUCGAGAUGCGCUAUGUCAGUGCAAUGGUGCAAGUCAAGACGAAGCACGAAUAUGAAAUGCUACAAUCCAUUUGUGUGUUAUUUUCGGAGACACUACAGCGAGCAUUGACUGUGGGUCUUAUCGAACAGGAGAAAGUGGAUGCUUUUGAUCCGGGACUGAUGUUUUCCAUUCCACGAUUGGCCAUAGUGACGGGUCUUGUGAUAUACAAUCGGGGACCGUUGAAUAUGGACAUGCCAGCGGAUCAGUUGUCCGAGAUGUUUCGACCGUAUCGUUCGUUUUUGAUAAAAAUUCGAGAUCUCUUGAGGAAAUUGAAUAAGAACGAGUUGCAUCAGUUGGAGAAGCUACUGUGCACGAAUGAAGAUAUUCACCUGAAGCAACCGAACGUAGUCAACGGUUCUGAGGGCGAUAGUGAGACUGCAAAUUUAAUAAACAACAAUAAUGACUGUGAUGAUGCCGCAACAAGUUCCUCUUCGUCAUCUUCGGCGAAGGUGAAUGCAAAUGCGAAUGCUAAGAAUGAUAAAGAUGAACAAGAAGAGGAAUCAAACCAAAAGGAAGAUAAUGCGGAAACAACAACUCCAUUGGGCGAAAAUACCGCAAAGGUAUUCCGUGAUAGUGUGUUUGCGAUGUCCUCGUCGUCGGAAGCAUCUACCCCAUCAGUCUCACCGUCCCCGUCACCUCUGCCAUCGUUUUCAUCGACGACAUCCUCCACCGAGUGGACAGAUGAUGAGAACGUUGCCCUGCCCAAGGAGGGUGAUGACAUAGUAUCCGCCGAUUGUGCCACCGGUUACCUCAUACCAAACACCAAUCUGGGCAACCUGCUGCAGCCAAAUGAAGUCCCACUCACAGACAACUUCAUUGCCAGUGAAGAUGAUGAGUUCGGUAGCUGUAAUGGAGGUGAAGAUGCUGAUCUGCCGGAAGCAGAUCAGGAGUUCAAUAUAAACACGCCUAGCUGCAGUCGAGUAUCAGCAGCACCACCAAUUGUUGGCGGCGGCGUCGUCGACUCCUCAGAAGAAAGUGAACAGUUGACAAUAAAAGGCUGCGAAGGUAAGUCCCUGGACAGCAGAGGUAGUCAGUAUACAAAGUUGGAGAAGAGCUCUGCAAGCAGCAGCAACAAUGGUGAGAGCAGUGGGAAGCGUUCCCAUCGCCACCACCAUCAUCAUCACCACCAUCACAGUCACCGGCAUCACCAUCAUCACCACCAUCGGCAUCAUAACAACAGCAAUAGCCACAUUAUUGGGACCAGCAGUAGUGCAAGCAGCAGUGCGAGUAGUCCAAGCAGCAAGAGCAACAGCAGCAGUAGCAGCAGUACCAGUGAAGGCAGUCGUAAUCAUUCCAAGAAACGUUCCAAAAACCAUACCACACAAAAGCCUGACACCUCAAGUGGGGACACAGCUUCUUCUUUGUCUGAUGGUGAUCAGCACGAAGUCAAUUUGGCCCUUCGAGCUGCGGGAAGAAUGAAGUUCAUAAGCACAGAGUACCUCUUGCACCGACUAUUCGUAAGCAUAGCGAGUGUUGCAGAUCAACUCCAAACGAACUUCGCUGCCGAUCUUCGACAAAUCUUGCGCAGCGUGUUCCUCAUGAACAUGAGCUCGUCGCAGGAUGAAAUCGAAAUUCCCGAAAAGAAUACGAAAGACCCAACAUCUGAGCUGUUCGAAUUCAGGGCUUCGGAGAACGAUGUUAUUCAACAGCAGAGUGCUGGCUCAAAUCAAAGCAUUUAUUCGGCCGAAGAAGUAAAUCCCGAAUUGGAUAAUGUGUUCAAUAACAACAAUAACAAUAAUAACAACAACAACGGAACAGAUCGUCCACCAAUCAUACAGCGUGGCCACACCAUUGAUCUGGUUCCCUCAGAAAAUCCACCGCCACUUCCAGUUCGAAAUAACAUCGGACGCAGUCGAAGUCUUGGCGAAGAAUCGGUCCAAAUCCAAGUGUCACCGUCACCGAACACGAGUGACCGACGAAAUGGUAGCUUAUCGACCUACUUGCGCGAGCGUCGACUCUCCUCGGGCAGUCACAGUGCAGCAAAUUCAUCCUCUUCCACAGCAAGCAACUCGCCGAUAAGCGAACGUUCCGCAGCUCAUUACACUGCCGUUGCCAAUAAUAAUCUAAACAACAACACAAACCACAGUAGUAAUAGUAUCAUACACAAUAACAAUAGCAUGGACGUGCCUGCGACGCAGGCGAUAUCGCCGCAAAUACGACUAUCGCCACCCGUCUGGGUUCCCGAUGACAAGGCGCCUCGUUGCAUGUCCUGUACGACCCCAUUCACAGCAUUCCGCCGCAGACACCACUGCCGCAACUGUGGAGGAGUCUUCUGUGGAGUUUGCUCGUCGGCGUCAACGCCCCUGCCCAAAUUCGGUCUGACCAAAGCUGUUCGCGUGUGUCGCGACUGCUUUGUCCAUCAGCUCACGGGCUAGGCUUAACACCAGCCUCAACUCAACACAACCAAAACACUUGGAAAGAACAGCCACACAACUGAUAGCAGCGCCUGUCCCCGGGAAGUUGCCGAAAGUUUUAGAAUUUUCUUAGUUUCUCUUUUUAAUUUGUAUAAAUUUAUUAUGAAUUUUAUUUAAAAAACAAAAUUUUUACAUACAUUUUUGUGUAAGAAAAUUUAAUCAAAAACAAAAAACAAAAACUCGCGGUAUCAUUAUUUUACCCAUUUAUGUAUAAACAA
Messenger RNA from Eupeodes corollae, 4084 nucleotides. RefSeq names its product lateral signaling target protein 2 homolog. The record is from RefSeq and is a predicted model, not a curated record. NCBI's taxonomy places the organism in Eukaryota, Metazoa, Arthropoda, Insecta, Diptera, Syrphidae. Gene Ontology annotation, cellular component: early endosome membrane. Bases 870 to 3827 code for a protein of 985 amino acids. The transcript is spliced from 4 exons. Gene Ontology annotation, molecular function: metal ion binding.